AUGUCUUCAAACAACCAAGACUCUAACCAUGAAUUUCGUUCUCUCUAUCCGGCGCUGGACGAAGAUGAGCUCGCCAGAAAGUCAAACGCGUACCUCGGCAACAUAGGUGUUUCAUAUCGUAAGGAGCUCAUAGUCCGUAGUGAAGGGCGCUCCAUAUGGACUGCAUCCGGUCACAAAUUCCUCGACUGGACUUCGGGUCAAAUGUCUUGUCUUCUAGGACAUGGCCAUCCAGAGAUCGUCAAGGUGGUCGCUGAGCACGCUGCUAAACUUGACCAUCUUUUCACGGGAAUGCUUUCACCUCCUGUUAUAGCCCUUGCUGAGCGUCUCUGCAACAUGCUGCCACCAGGCCUUGACAGAGCAUUCUUCCUCUCGACAGGAGGUGAAAGCAACGAGGCAGCUAUAAAACUUGCAAAGGUCUUUACUGGUAAAUUUGAGAUUGUCGGCCUGGGAGCAAGCUGGCAUGGAAUGACUGCACAGGCGUUGGGUGUGCAGUACCGAUAUGGCCGCAAAGGACAUGGACCCAAUAUGCCUGGCAUGUUUGCACUUCCAGCACCCAAUUCUUACCGAUCCAUCUUUCGUAACAAUGAUGGGUCUCAUGACUGGGAAAAAGAGAUGAUUCGCGGUUGGUCUAUGAUUGAUAUGCAGUCAUGUGGCUCUCUUGCAGCAUGCAUCGUCGAGUGUAUUCAGUCAUCUGCUGGUAUUCAUGCUUUGCCACCGGGAUAUCUCAAGGCUCUGAAGAGAGAAUGUGACAAGAGAGGAAUGCUUCUUAUUGUGGAUGAGGCACAAACCGGUAUUGGGCGCAGUGGAGAUCUCAUGGCCAUUAUGCACGAGGGCGUUGUCCCAGAUAUCGUGACCCUGAGCAAGACCCUCGGAAAUGGUCUGCCACUCAGUGCGGUUGUGACUAGCACUGAGAUCAAUGAUCUGUGUACCAAGAGAGGCUAUUGUAUGUAUACUACACAUGCAAACGAUCCUCUUCCUUGUGCUGUUGGUGACAAGGUGUUUGAGAUCGUCAUGAGAGAUAAUCUUGUCGAGAAUGUCAGGGCACUGGGAAACAUUCUCCAUGCCGGAUUACGCAACUUGCAGUCCAAGUACAAGUGUAUUGGAGAUGUUCGCGGCCGAGGCUUAAUGGCUGGUGUUGAGAUUGUUUCCAACAGGGAAACGAAGGCAGCUGACGUCGAGCUUGGUCAACAGAUAGCAGAAAAUGCCUUCAGACGCGGUUUAUGGGCGAAUCUUUCGAGCGAUUCCUAUUUCAGUGGAACACUUCGCAUGGCGCCAUCAAUCACUAGCACUGAGGAGGAGAUACUGGAGGGACUUCGAAUCUUAGAUGAGGCUUUUGCAACUACGCCAGGUACGCAGGGGCUUUCAGCAUGA
Molecule: messenger RNA, 1371 nt
Organism: Fusarium oxysporum Fo47
Lineage: Eukaryota; Fungi; Ascomycota; Sordariomycetes; Hypocreales; Nectriaceae
Product: pyridoxal phosphate-dependent transferase
Exons: 1
Coding region: 1-1371 (456 amino acids)
Biological process (GO): pteridine-containing compound metabolic process
Cellular component (GO): mitochondrion
Molecular function (GO): pyridoxal phosphate binding; transaminase activity
Source: RefSeq, a predicted model, not a curated record